AUGACCCCGAAAAAGACCACAAAGGAUGAGUCCCCAGACGCCGAAGCCGCGUCCCCUGAACCUGGCACCAAGCGUAAAGCCUCCGAAACCGACGUCAAAAAAGACACCUCAGCCUCUGAACCAGACACCAAAAAGCCAAAGAAAUCCCCAGACUCCAAGGACACCAUAGAAUGGCUCCUAAGCGACGAAGCCUUCUCCCUCGCCUUCCCCUCCCUGGCCCCUGGCCACGGCGAGGUCGACUGGGACUCCACCACACAACCUCAAAAGACGCCUCCCCCCGAAGACGCCGGAAAGAAGAAGCCCAAGGAUGAUGAUGAAGAGCUGCCGCUGCUUACGUACCCGGACUCCAGCCUCACGCCUUUCCAGAACCUCGUCGCCGCGCUGUUGCUCAGCAAGCCCAUCUCGCACCGCUUGGGCCUGCGCACGAUCAACACGCUGCUGAACGAGCCGUUUGGGCUACGCACGCUCAAGGAUGUGGAUGAGGCGGGAUUCGAGGGGAGAAGGAAGGUGAUGUGGGAGGCGCGGACGCAGCAUAAGGAGAAGUCGGCGGCGCAGCUGGGGGAUCUUGUGGAUGGUGCAAGGGGGAUUUGUGGUGAGGGAGAGGAGGAUGGGAGUGUGGAGCAGAUGGAGGGACUACGAGCGCAGGUCAAGGGCUUGAAGAGUGUGGAGGAGGCGCAGAAAAAGGUCGAGAAGAUCUUGACGGAUGGGAUUAAGGGGGUUGGGCCGACGGGGGCGGGGAUCUUUUUGAGGCGGGUGCAGGGCGAUUGGGAAGAGGUAUUUCCGUAUGCUGAUCAGAGGGCGUUGGAGGUUGCGGUCAAGUUUGGGUUGAUUGAGGAGGGAGAUGGGGCGCAGGAGUUGGCGAAAAGCGUUGAAGAUGUUAGGGGGAAGUUUGUGAGGCUUCUUGAUGUACUCGUUGGGAUCCAGCUGGAGAAGAAGACGGAGGAAGCGUUGGAGAAAGCAGGCGUCACGAAAUAA
Colletotrichum chrysophilum is the source of this 975-nucleotide messenger RNA. RefSeq lists its product as uncharacterized. NCBI's taxonomy places the organism in Eukaryota, Fungi, Ascomycota, Sordariomycetes, Glomerellales, Glomerellaceae. Bases 1 to 975 code for a protein of 324 amino acids. The transcript has a single exon. The record is from RefSeq and is a predicted model, not a curated record.